ACCAUAGCAGCCGUCAAAUUAAAGUCGUAACUCGUAAACAAAAAGUAUUCCGUCGCAAAUUUUCAAAAUCCGGAACUUUCAGGACAACACCAACAGAUAUGUGAAGUGUGAUUCUAAAUUGGGGAUUUUAGAAUUGUUUUAAAAAUUCUAAAUACAUUUCGUUCUGAACCAUUUGAACCAAUUUAACUGUUUUCACAAGUAGACGCAAUAUUAAUAAUGCUGCGACCACCACUACUGCGUCAAGCCCGACGCGCACACACGUCGGCGUUUAAGAAAAAUCCACAUCUGGAUGAAAUAAUAAGAGUCGAUCACGCCGGAGAGUUAGGAGCUGACCGCAUAUACGCGGGUCAGAUGGCAGUUUUGGGUACGUCAAAGGAAGGACCUCUGAUCCAACACAUGUGGGAGCAAGAGAAGAAACAUCGAGAGAAAUUUGAGCAACUCAUUUCAAAGUACAGAGUACGACCUACUGUUAUGACACCACUUUGGAAUAUAGCUGGCUUCGCCCUUGGAGCAGGCACAGCCUUACUCGGCAAAGAGGCAGCUAUGGCUUGUACAGUAGCAGUAGAGACUGUAAUAGUUGACCACUAUAAUGACCAGCUUCGAACUCUAAUGGAGGACCCUCAGAUUGACAAGGAGAUACUGGACACAAUCACCCAGUUCCGCAAUGAGGAGCAGGAGCACCACGAUACAGGAAUAGACCACGGAGCUGAACAGGCCCCAUUCUAUCAGGCACUUACUGAAGUAAUUAAAACAGGAUGCAAAGUUGCCAUUGCUAUAUCAAAGAAGAUAUAGAUAAUGGAGAUAUUUUUGUAAAUAUAGGAAUAAAUAUUCGUUUUGCUUAAA
This is a messenger RNA of Pieris rapae (cabbage white), 843 nucleotides long. It is a transcript of the gene Coq7, whose product is annotated as 5-demethoxyubiquinone hydroxylase, mitochondrial. The transcript is spliced from 4 exons. The coding region runs from base 217 to 792 and encodes 191 amino acids. Gene Ontology annotation, biological process: determination of adult lifespan; regulation of gene expression; regulation of reactive oxygen species metabolic process. Gene Ontology annotation, cellular component: nucleus; mitochondrial inner membrane. Lineage: Eukaryota; Metazoa; Arthropoda; Insecta; Lepidoptera; Pieridae. Gene Ontology annotation, molecular function: 3-demethoxyubiquinol 3-hydroxylase activity. The record is from RefSeq and is a predicted model, not a curated record.